AUGAAGACCAAGACUCCCAGAACAGGACCAGUCAAAGCUGGUCCCUUUGGUGAUGACUUCCGCACAAGCAAAAAAGAUAAGCGCCAGAUCAAGCAUGCGACGCUGAUGUCCAAAAUCGCCAAAAACUCCAAGACGCCCAAGACACGUCGCCCCUCCAAGAAGCUGGUCGCCAACCUCGAGUCGCUCGCCGAUGCUCUCCCAGAGACUGACCAAGACUCCCACCAUGCUGCCAGCCAAGUGAAUGUGAUCAAGCAAACAACAAUCCGCCACAAACCUGGUGCGAUGAAGCGUCGGGAAAAACUGGAGAAGAUAGAGCGGGACCGAUUUGCGAAGAACAUGGCUCAGCUAGCCACCAUUCAGCCUGCCCCUACAGAGGCUACGUCUGAAACCGCUCCGACCACAAACCGUUGGUCAGCGUUGCGCAACUUUAUCUCUCAGACGAUGGAACAGCAGCCAGUUUUCAAGACCAACAAAUGA
Molecule: messenger RNA, 477 nt
Organism: Penicillium oxalicum
Lineage: Eukaryota; Fungi; Ascomycota; Eurotiomycetes; Eurotiales; Aspergillaceae
Product: FAM207/SLX9 family protein
Exons: 1
Coding region: 1-477 (158 amino acids)
Biological process (GO): maturation of SSU-rRNA from tricistronic rRNA transcript (SSU-rRNA, 5.8S rRNA, LSU-rRNA)
Cellular component (GO): nucleolus; preribosome, small subunit precursor; 90S preribosome
Source: RefSeq, a predicted model, not a curated record